CUGUGUAUUUAAUACCAUAGGCCCAUAGCUCAGACCCAAAACAUUCCCGGCUGUUACGGUAACACGAAGCCUGAUGAUUGCAAAUUGUGAUUUACACACAGGUCCAGUUGGAGGUUUUUCUAAAAAUAUAAUUACAAUAAAAUUUCUUUGAGGAAAAAUCUGUUUUAGGAAGUACAUUGGGAAAAAAUUUUAAAAACUGAAACAAAGAGCUAAAAGUACAUCUAUUCAUCAACAUGCAGAGAGACCAUCAACGCAACCCCUGGUUUUCUGACAGAGGCCCCUUAUGAAGCAGAACACUUAUGGACAGUUUGAUACAGUUAAGGGUGAGACUCAAAAGCUCAGAAACAGGCAUGUGCACUUUUAAAAUGAAAUGACUGUAACUUCACUUGUUGCUUCCAAACCUGUUGGCUUAGUUCGUGAUUAUUAUUUCUCUCCUUCACUGAUCUGUUUGUCAUUAUGUAAGGAUCAUUUAGAAAGAAGCCAAGUAAAUUCUUCCCUGUCCACAAGCUGGACAAAUUUUAGUUUACAAAUCUCCUUUCUCCAGAAAGGGGAAUUUGAUCUUUGAAAACCUGAGCAGGUAUAGGAUUUAACUGUUGCUGACUGGGUUUUGACCGUUCACUUUGUAAUCUCUGACUGCAUCUCUCUACACCAUCACAGUAAAGCCACCAUAUUCCUGCCAAGGCAAGCAGAGUCCCAUUCUAAAUUUUUGCCCCACAGGUUUUCCCAGUCUGACGGUGUCUUUGGCGUUUGAUGACGUCAAGUUUUACAUCCACCCAGCAGCAUCACCCAGCAGCUCCCCGAGGGAGCAGUGCUGUAGCCCUGAAAGGCUUGACGAAGAGGAUCCUGGCCUUAGGGCCACUGUACUGUGAGAUUAUGCAGGGGCAAGAAGCUGUGAAAUUUCAUGGUUUCGCUGUGACCACAUGUUUUCUGAAAGAUACACCGCAAGCCAUACACCUGACUGAAUGUUUCUGGUUCUCAGGGUUCUUAAAGAAAAUCGAGUUCUUCAAUGAAACCUUCACUUUUCUGGGAGGGAAUUCUCUGCAGCCUUUCCUAGAAAUGAGCAUGGUGGCUACCUCUUGCAUUUGUUCCAUUAGCGAAUCCUUCUUCCUUUGUGGAAACUUGGGGAAGAGCACAUGGAAAGCAAUGAGCCUCUCAUUCAUAUUCAGGGGUGAGAUGGGUAGAGAUGAACAGCUCAGCACACCGUCUGGGGCCACUUGGGAGCAGGGCCUAGUGAGGAAGAAGCAGUGGAGCUGGGGAAGAUGUGGACACCAUGAAGGACUUUGGACUUGGGGAAGACUGGCUCCAUCCUUUCCAGAUGCAAUCACCAGACGAGCCUCUAGGAUACCUGCUGCUGGAAAGGGGGCCAGUCUCCACUGUGAAACUGCGCUGGUGGAACUGAGAAAGUGUACAUGCACAGGAUGGCCAGGAAGGAGAGGAGGGCCAUGCAUGACUUGCUUUCUUUGGGCCCAGAACCCUUUCCUUGUCAGCUUGCUCCUCACAAUGAUGGGGUGUUUCUCACACCAGGAAGCCCUGACCACAGGAGUGAGGGUCAGGCAGGAUCUCCCCUCUCAGACCUUGAGCCCUGACCACCAAUACACGAGGAAGAAAGUUGCAGUCAAGGUCACCAACUGAGAUGCUGAAAGAGACCCAUGAAUAACUGCUGCUGUUGCUGCUGCUGAGACCCCUUGGACAGGAAGAGCCCUGGCUCUUACUUUUCUCAAGACUGUGUGCUCAGCUUUUUCAUUUCAUUCAGUGAGUGGCCUAGGCCCUGCUGCAGAACACUGCUGAUUCAUCCCUCUGGUUGGAUGGCAUAUGACGUAAUACAAAAUGGGCACUUAUCAAAGCACAAAACAGGCACUACGCCAAAUUCUCUCAGAUAUGUACACUUCAUGUACCAUCAUGAUGCUGUAAAGCUCUGACGACAUUGUAUGGGGCUGUUACAGAUGCUACCCAGCCUCAGCUGCUGCAGGUCUCUGCCUUUGUGCCUGAGUGUUGGUGUAAAAAGCUCUGGGAACCAGGAAAGGAGUAACUGUCCGCUGUGUGAUUUGCUUCAUUGCUGGCUUUUCACCAAACUGAAGCUGAAUGCCCACUGCCACCACUGGCCUCGUAGCAUGCCCUGUGGCAGCUACUGCCUCUCCCUGGAUUGCUCCUUCAGCCUUGCCAUGUUGCCUGAGUAUUUCCCAAAUAAAAUGGCUUCUCUCCAAUCUUUGUUCUUGUGUCUGCUUUUUGCAGAAACCAGACUAAGACAGAGGCUGCGGAGAUGCUCUGGGACCCAGCUCAGAGCUGGUCCUGUGCUAAUGGGUCUGUAAAAGCUAAUGCACCUCCUUUUCAGAGGAGGACACCAGGGAAAGAGCAGGAAACUUGCCCAAGGUCACCCACCUGGUAGAUGCCAUAUUAGCCCAGUCAUUGUCAUCUAUCCUGCAUGACAACUCUGACCCACUGCCUGGACCAGGGCUCCAGGAAGUCAGCACUGCUGAUGUUUACGGCUGAUGGUGCUUUGCCCUGGGCACUAUCCUAUGCAUCCUGGCUGCUGUGCGUUUGGUGCCAGCAGCAUCACACCCACUACUGUGACACCAAAACAAACAGGCCUCCCAAUUUGCUGAGUGUCCUCUGCGGGGAGAGAUGGACUCCCCCAGGAGAACCUGAGGACGACAGCAAGGUGUGGUUCCAAAAGCCAAGCUGCAGGGGCACAGCCCACCCUCCUGAUCAGUCUUCUGACCAGGCUGGCCCGCUUUCCAGGAUGCCAGCUUCCCUGAGAUCAAUUGUUCCACCUCGGCUGUACUUGUUAGAAAGUUCUUUCCUACUGAGCCGGGCCGGACUGGUGGGAACUUACUUCAUCAGUGAGCCCUCCAGGGCUUGCAGAAGGCCUAAUCUCUCUUUAUGGGCUGGCACCUGAUCUAUUAGAAAACAGCUCUUGUAUCUCUGCCCGGUCCCUCCCAGAGCUCUGGUGUCUUCCUGAGGCCGGGAGGCACGUGGAGAUGCACACUUAACAGCAAAUGCGUGCAAGUGCCAAGUCCUGCAGCGCAUCUGGGAAUGACUCCUGGACAGGGGAUACUUCUAGGCUUCUUCUAGACACUUCCAGGCUCCUUCUCAGCCCUGUGGAUGAGCAUUCCCAGGAGCCAGGAGUCUCUGUUCUAAACCUUCCAGGGAAUUCUGAGGUAGCCACUGACCAUCCAGGACGUAGGAACCUCUGAUUCACUCACCCCAGCUCCAGAAAAUAGAGUUCUGGUUUAUUUCUUAAAGCAAAUGCUUAAAAGGUGAUGUUUGUAGAAAAUAUUAAAAAUAAGCUCUUAAAAUAAUAGGAGACCAGGUCAAAGAUGCACAUAUUUCUGUCCAGCCUUUUCUUUUUCAAGAAAAAUAGCUUUUUAGUAAAUUUGUACAAAAAGUUAAAAAUGUACAAAUUGAUACAAAGAAUGUUAGCCUGUUUCUUGACAAUGGGACGAUUUUUUUUUUCUUCAUUCUAGUUUAUAAAUGGGUGUGAAGAGUCACAUGCACUGCAGUCAGUAUCUUAAAGUCAAACUGUAAUGAUGACCAUUUUUUUUCCUAUUUUUUCCUAAGGGCAGUGGUGGGAGUGAGUGUCAGAAGCCCAGGGUGCAGUCCCAGGAGGGGCCUCCCGGGUAGAGAACAUGCGAACCCUAGAGCUAGGGAAAGGCCAGGUCUCUCCUUCCCUGGCGGGGCAGGGAAGAAGACCUGGGAGUUAUGGGGCUGCAGUACAUCCUUGUAAAUAAAGAUCCCGAGUUUAAGGAAACUGAUAGAGAGAACAAAAACUAGUGAUGGGAGAAAAGUGAAUGCUAAGGUUGAGUAAAACAAAAACAAAAAUUGGACUUUAUAUCUACUCUGGAUAAACCUGUAUUCAUUCAGCUCACUGGUUAAUGAAAGUGAGAAGAAUUCAUUAAUUCCUAGUUACCUGAGGCUUUACUUUACAUGCCCUAUAUUCUGUUUUAACGUUUUCCAAGCUUCAUAAACAAGCAGGAGUUUCUUUACCUUUCCACUGUCCCUUAUUUUAAUCCAAUAAAUUACCAUGGCUUACUUUUUUCUUGGAAGAGUCUUUCUCUUCUCCUAUUCUUGCUCCCUCCUAAAUACUCCAGAGGGGAUUAUUUUCAGCCUUUAAUGGUGCCCCUUCUUCCUCAGAAAUGUUUCCCUUCCCUUCGAUGGAGGCUCAUAUUAUUUCUGGCAGCUGGGCUCAGGGUCCAGAGAGCAUCCACUGCGGAUGGGCAAGCCCCACCCUUGAGCCACAGGACUCUGGCUGAUGAGCACAAGGCUUGUGGGUCUUUGCGAACCCCCACCUUCCCAUAGACAUCUACACUUGGAACGACCAUGGCGGUUGUACACACAGGGGAUCUGUUCAGCUGGAGAGAGAUUUCUGGAUCUUUUCAGGGCAAUGGACUCAUGUUGCAACGACUGUGCUGGGUCAUGGACAUGUGCCUCAGCUCCGCACAGCAGCCCCAGAGCCCGGGGCAGGCACCGAGGUCCCUAGAUGGCUGGUUAGAGGCCGAGGAGAGCAGUGUCCCGGAGGAUGGCACCGUGGGACCCGCAGGAGAUUCCAGCAAGACCGAGUCAUCUCUUCAGAGCCUCCUGAAAUUUGUGCCUACAGAUUACGCCAGCUAUACUCAGGAGCACUAUCGCUUUGCAGGCAAGAGCAUCGUCAUGCAAGAAUCCAUAGAGAGCUACGGAGCGGUGGUGUGGCCGGGGGCUACAGUUUUGUGUCAGUAUUUGGAGGAACAUACAGAGGAACUGAAUCUCCGAGAUGCGAAAGUACUUGAAAUUGGUGCUGGACCAGGCCUUGUUUCCAUUGUGGCCAGUAUUUUAGGAGCUCAAGUCACAGCAACAGACCUGCCUGACGUACUCGGAAACCUUCAAUACAACAUCCUAAGAAACACACUGAAUUGCACAGCCCAUCUGCCUGAAGUGAAAGAGCUGGUGUGGGGGGAAGACCUAGAAGAGAACUUCCCCAAGUCAACGUUUUAUUACAACUACGUCCUGGCCUCCGAUGUGGUCUACCACCACUACUUCCUGGACAAGCUGCUCACCACCAUGGUGUACUUGUCCCAGCUCGGGACGGUGGUGCUAUGGGCAAACAAAUUCAGGUUCAGCACCGAUUAUGAAUUUUUGGAUAAAUUCAAGCAAGUUUUUGAUACAACUCUCUUAGCUGAAUAUCCAGAGUCAUCAGUCAAGCUUUUUAAGGGGAUACUAAAGUGGGACUAAAUAAAACAACGUGUUUUUCAAAAUACUAACAUGCCUGUAGGGCUGAAAGCAACUGCAUUGCUAGAAGACUUCUUUCCAAAGAUGGAAAAGGUAGUGCAUGGAAACAACUUGCAUAGCAUACCCAGCACAAAUACUAACAACCCUGCAGUAACUUUCAGAAGUAAGAUUAUCUGGUUAAUAUAAAUGUGUACUGACAAUAACAUGAAACCAUGAAAAUAGCUUUGCUGACUUCCACAAUAAAUUUUACAGGUGAAAAAGUGGAUUUCUCCCUUGUUACUUACGUUGAAGAGCCUGGGUUUUAUGGUUAAUACAUUUGUACAAUGCACUUUUUGACACCAUCAAAGAGAGAGGGCAUGGAAUGACAGAACAGGGACAGAUUUAAUACCGAUUAAAAGCAAAAAAUACAGAACUGCUGAAAUGAGGAAACAGUAUCUCAGGAACUGAAAAGGAUUUACAUAUACUUUCCCUCUGUAUCAAUUAUCUAUGACAAUUUAAAUUAAAUUUCUGGAUAUUCUACUUUUUUCUCCAAUUUAUAAUAAA
This is a messenger RNA of Chinchilla lanigera (long-tailed chinchilla), 5745 nucleotides long. RefSeq names its product methyltransferase like 21C (gene Mettl21c). Bases 4318 to 5205 code for a protein of 295 amino acids. Gene Ontology annotation, cellular component: cytoplasm; cytosol. The transcript is spliced from 5 exons. The record is from RefSeq and is a predicted model, not a curated record. Gene Ontology annotation, molecular function: protein-lysine N-methyltransferase activity. Lineage: Eukaryota; Metazoa; Chordata; Mammalia; Rodentia; Chinchillidae. Gene Ontology annotation, biological process: peptidyl-lysine methylation.